Molecule: messenger RNA, 693 nt
Organism: Vanderwaltozyma polyspora DSM 70294
Lineage: Eukaryota; Fungi; Ascomycota; Saccharomycetes; Saccharomycetales; Saccharomycetaceae
Exons: 1
Coding region: 1-693 (230 amino acids)
Source: RefSeq, a predicted model, not a curated record
AUGACACCAGUUCAAUUAAGUGGCGAGUUACAUAAUAAUGGUAAUGGAAAUGGUAAUAAUAUACUAAAUUCCGAGAUCAAUAAAAAUUUUGAUAAACAACAUUCUGUUCAAAAUUUUAAUUUACAAUUGCGACAACAGUAUGAUGACCAGGUUGUACGAAAUGCAAGGAUUAGAUUGGAUUAUAAGAAAUCAUUUAACGAUGAUCCAUUUUUUUACAUAGAUCACAAAAGAACUGGUGGUAUGAUUCUAAACGGUGGUAAUAAUAUUAAUUCCAUUAAUGGUAAUCUGCAUAACAACGGCAAUACAGGUAAUAACGGCAGCAUCUUAGGCAAUCCAUAUAGGUCAAAUACUCCAAAUCCAUAUCUAAUCCAUGAAAAUACUAAAUUACAGCUAUCAAGCAAUAAUAGCGGUAAUAACAGCGGUAGUAACAACAAUAACAUGUUUUUCUUAAAGCAACAGAGUAAUCAAUCUAAUAUCCAAUCACAAAAUAAAGAUAAUAACUUACUUUCGAUACUAGCUCAAAAAAGUUUAGAAAAACAACAGCAGCAGCAACAAAUGUUCCUUCAAAACCAGCAGUUUCAAAGUCAAAUGGUUAACAAUCGUAAAAAUGACAAUAGUUUCCAGCAAGGUGAUCCAUAUCUGAUCAACAAUCAAAUGGGCCAUAACUACUCUAUAAAGGCUAAUAGAGCCUAA